Molecule: messenger RNA, 1380 nt
Organism: Papilio polytes (common Mormon)
Lineage: Eukaryota; Metazoa; Arthropoda; Insecta; Lepidoptera; Papilionidae
Gene: PIG-M
Product: GPI mannosyltransferase 1
Exons: 1
Coding region: 14-1294 (426 amino acids)
Biological process (GO): GPI anchor biosynthetic process
Cellular component (GO): glycosylphosphatidylinositol-mannosyltransferase I complex; membrane
Molecular function (GO): GPI mannosyltransferase activity; alpha-1,4-mannosyltransferase activity
Source: RefSeq, a predicted model, not a curated record
ACGAAAAUUUAAGAUGGACGUUGUAAAUGACGUCAUCAAUUUGCCAUUCAGCUAUCAUUUGGUAGCGGGAAUGGCAAUACGUUUGGGACUUAUUGUCUAUGGUGACUACCAUGAUAAUAAUUACGAUGUUGGCUACACUGAUGUAGAUUAUAAAGUUUUUACGGAUGCCGCGAGACAUGUUUUGGCGGGUAAUUCUCCGUACGCGAGACACACUUAUAGAUAUAGCCCGAUUAUAGCUUACCUUUUAAUACCAAAUAUUAUACUAAACAAACAUUUCGGUAAAAUCCUCUUUUCUGUAUUCGAUGUUCUUUUAACAAUAAUCAUAAAAACAUUAGUUGAAAAUCAAUUGAAAUCGAAAGAAGGUGCAAGAAUUUCAAAAUAUUGUUCAUAUUUUUGGCUCUACAAUCCGUUCAGUAUCACCAUUUCUACGAGAGGUAAUUCCGAUUCUGUGUCUUGUUUUUUUAUUGUACUAUCGAUUUUUUUCUUACAAACUGAUAAAAUUAAAGGUAUAAUUAAAUACGUAUUAUCCGGGAUGUUAUUAGGUAUUUCGAUACAUUUACGUAUAUAUCCAUUAGCUUUCAGUUUCCCCAUGUACCUUUCAUUGUGUGAUUACAAAAUAACUCGCAACACCGAUCUUAAAACUGGAUUUAUCGCACUAUUGCCGAAUAAGAAGCAAAUAUUUUUAACCUUAAGUUGCAUUUUUACCUUGUUUAUAAUAACAUAUGGAAUGUUUUUAAAAUACGGUUAUGAAUUUCUAUUCGAAACAUACAUUUAUCAUUUAUUCAGGAAGGACACGAAGCAUAAUUUUUCUAUACUUUUUUAUUAUUCCUAUUUAACUAUGGAUCAAUUGAUAUUCGACGUGGUGAAACAUAUUUCACAAAUGUUAGAAUUAUUUAUAUUGUUUGUGUUAAGUUUAUCUUUUGGUUGUGAAGCGAAAACUUUGCCGUUCGCUUUGUUUUGUCAGUCUGUUGUUUUGGUUGCGUUCAAUAGUGUGAUGACGUCACAGUACUUUAUUUGGUUCCUGUCACUUUUACCAUUGGUUGUCCAUAAUCUUCGGCUUAAACCAGUUGUAGCUUUAUUAUUGUCGAUAAUAUGGUUCACCGCACAAGGAGCUUGGUUAUUUUACGCGUAUUUAUUAGAAUUUAAAUGCCGGGAAAUAUUUAUUUUAAUCUGGCUGAAAGGUAUUGUUUUCUUUUGCGCUAAUAUUUUCGUUUUGGUACAGCUUAUAAAAAGUUACUCGCCCGAAUAUCGAUUCGGAAUAAUCGAUUAUCCUUGCGGUGUGAAAAAUAAAUAAUCUAUGUAGUAGUAAAUUGUGAUUUUUAGUAUAGUUUGUUCUUAGUAGUUUUAGUGAGGGAAAAAUAAAUAAAAGAUGCAAUUUUU